AUGCAUUUAACAACCGCUUUUCUGUCAGUUGCUUCGGCACUGGCAUUUGUUUGCUCGUCUGUAGUAGCAGCACCUCAAGCCGCAGGCUACCUCCUCUUGAACCCAACGAACGGACCUGCCAAGCUCAAGGCCCUUGCGGACAACGCUGACAAGAUCCCUAUCAACAGAAUUUUCUUGUCGUUUGCUCGUCCAGGCAUGGUCUAUGUACCUGGUUCUAACACUCUUGAGCACGUCGGGCUGAAUUAUGCUAACACGCCAGAUUUCGGAUUUGCCGACCUCAAAGAGAAAGUUACCAAACUUCAGGCCGGUGGCGUUGAAGUUUUCUUGUCAGUUGGAGGAUGGAACUACGGAUGCUUCCCGUACGUCUACACUUACUACUCCGUUGGUGGUUAUGGAACCAGCACCCCCAACUAUUGGAAAAUCAUUGAAAAUGGAGGAUCGCUUGCUUCUUGCACAGAAGCCAACAUGUGGUGUUACACCUGCGAACCCAAGAGCGAGAACACUACUUUGGCUGAUUUUGAUAUCUUCCCUGAGCCUUCCGAGUCGGCUACUUGGAAAGCUGCCCAGCAGUAUAUCGCAGCUGGUGCCGCAGCAGAGGCCCCUGUUUGGCAUCCCGAGAUGGUUCCAGGCAAGUCUUGGACCGAUACCAAGAACAAUAAAGUCAAUAUAGUUCCCGGUAGCAACUACUACCAGACUGUUAAUCGUGACCCCUACCAGGACUUGGUCUAUCUUGCUAAAGACCUUGGUCUUGUCGGAGUCGAUAUUGAUUAUGAGGAGAUGUGGCAUGCCGAUUACUUCAAGAGUGGUCCAUCCACUGGUCCAUGGACCUCUCAUCAAACCGUCUACAAAUAUGGUGCUAUCAUGAAGGAUGUUCUUAUCAACAUUCAGGCCAUCCAGCCAUCUUUGAAGCUUGCAACCGCUGCUUCUGCUGCUGGUGGUCUCUCGACCAACUGGUGGGGCGGUAACCUCAAGAACAUUUGGUAUAACCUGUUCAAGUGGUACCCUGACCUUUACAACGCCAUCGCCGAUAGUGGUGGAGUGAAUGUAAUGACUUAUGAUCUAUCCAACAACCAGCAAUAUCAUGAGUGUCCUGACACAGGCGUAUGCAGCUUGAGCCAGCAGGUCAUCUACUACAUGAACGGCUACGCUAACAACGGCCUGAAGGCUAUUGUCGGUUAUGAGAUCGGCAUUCCUGCCUAUCCAGACCCCACACAUGACCCUACCCAUCAGUUGCCUCUGACCCAAUCCGAGCUGACAGCCAUUCUGGCUGCCCAAGGUGCUAGAGGUGGCUUCUUUUGGGAAUUGUACAAGAAGGCUGGAAAUUCCAACAACGUUGAUGCCACUACUGCGGCACAGCAGAUAUGUAAGGCUGCUCUUGGCGCCAACACACCACGCUGCUCGGGUGUUAUCCCUCCAUUUGAUGGCACAACCCCCACCUCGACCGCCACUGUCACUCAGACGCAAACUAGGACUACGACCACGAGCACGCCUGGCCCCACCAACCCUACCUGUGCUGCUCCUGCCUGGGAAGCCGGCAAGGUUUACACUGGCGGCGCUGUCGUCUCGUACAAUGGUAAGCAGUAUACUGCUAUGUGGUGGACACAGGGCAAUGUUCCCUCCGCAGGUGCUCCAUGGAAGGACAAUGGUGUAUGCUCUGGAGGUAGCGUUCCCGGUAGUUCAUGCUCCGACAUUAACGCCUGGUCGACCUCGGCUGCUUACAACAGUGGUGCCAGGGUUACCUAUAACGGAUUCGUCUAUACUGCACAGUGGUGGACUCAAGGUGAUACACCCGGUAGUUCUUCUGUCUGGGUCAAAGGUGCAGCCUGCAGUGCUGCUCUUCGCCGCCGCCGUUACUAA
Messenger RNA from Lobosporangium transversale, 1857 nucleotides. RefSeq lists its product as hypothetical. Gene Ontology annotation, molecular function: hydrolase activity, hydrolyzing O-glycosyl compounds; carbohydrate binding. The record is from RefSeq and is a predicted model, not a curated record. Gene Ontology annotation, cellular component: extracellular region. Gene Ontology annotation, biological process: carbohydrate metabolic process. The transcript has 4 exons. NCBI's taxonomy places the organism in Eukaryota, Fungi, Mortierellomycota, Mortierellomycetes, Mortierellales, Mortierellaceae. Bases 1 to 1857 code for a protein of 618 amino acids.